Patiria miniata (bat star) is the source of this 8077-nucleotide messenger RNA. RefSeq names its product POU domain, class 6, transcription factor 1-like. Bases 434 to 2350 code for a protein of 638 amino acids. The transcript is spliced from 11 exons. The record is from RefSeq and is a predicted model, not a curated record. NCBI's taxonomy places the organism in Eukaryota, Metazoa, Echinodermata, Asteroidea, Valvatida, Asterinidae. Gene Ontology annotation, molecular function: DNA-binding transcription factor activity, RNA polymerase II-specific; RNA polymerase II cis-regulatory region sequence-specific DNA binding. Gene Ontology annotation, biological process: regulation of transcription by RNA polymerase II.
AGUUCUACUUAAAUAUUUAGCGUAUUGCUAUAACGGUGGUGACGUGUUGGCCAGCCUGCAUACGUAAUACGGCAUUAACAUAUCGCACAAGACAAUCCAGGCAUUGCUUGUAAUCGUACACCGCGCUCCCAUUUUCCAGCGAUUUUCCUCGCCAAUUUGACCGGGAGUUUGGCCGCCGGAGUUGUCGUCGUUAUUAUCAACUGUCUGGCGAGAUUCUCGGGACCGAAUGGGGCCGGAAUUAAUGAUCCAAUAAUGCAAAAGUCCCAGGUCGUUUGGGGAUAAGACAAUCAACAGAUUGGAGAACACCUAUCAUUAUUUCUCCCCGACGAACUUGCAUCUCAUUUUGGCCCAACUUCAAGCCAGGGACUUUUCCGGAUUGGUUGCCAAGGGGAGGAGCCUGAGCGCCCAGUGACCAAUCCCAUCACUGGACCCGAUGAUCAUGGAUGGCGAAUCGGCCAACCAGCACAUUGUUGGCAAUGGCAAACUGGACCCGGCUGUUACAAUCUCCGGCGCCCUUCCCUCUGUGACUGUGGCUAAUGUCAUAACAGGCACACAGGAUCCCAUGGUCUCUGGCCAGAUGACGCUGAAAGCCUCCAACAUCAAGCCCCAGAGCGCGUCGGAUCAGCUCCUGCUAGCCAUGCAGAGCGCCACCGGAGGCCAGGCCGUCCGCAGCGGUAUGGUCAUCAGCCCCACCAAGCAAGCGUUCCAUGCCUCCGGGUUGAAAGGACUUGGGACGACGAUUCCCGCAUCGUUAGGCAACUCCACCUCCACCCAGCAACUCCUGCUGUCACCACCCAUACAGACGCUGCAGUCACCGCAGCAAGUCUUAACUAACCAGUUGUCUGGAGCCCAACAGAUCUUCACUAUCCCGUCCAACAACGCUGCGGGCCAGCAGCAAGUCUUGACCCUACCCAUCACCAACGCGGCCGGCCAGCAGCAGAUCCUGACCAUCCCCGUCAGCCUGGCCCAGAGCUCCGGCGGCAUCCAGUUCCUCAUCCCCACCACGGGCGGCCAGCUGCUGGCCGCCAACAUCGGCGGGGUCAUGCCCACCAUGGCCUCCAACUCCACCACGGCGCCCAGCCAGACCAACGUCACGUCGGUUCUCUCUGGUCUGACGCAAACCACUGCAGUCAACAAGCAGUACACCACCACGGCUGCAGCAGCAGCCAACGCCGCCAUAGCAGCAGGAGCAACCACCACGGCAGCCACCACUCCGCUACCCUCCAUGUCAGUCCUGGCCAGCCAGACGGGAUUGGGCCAGCUGCCACUGCCACAGAUGCUCAUGAAUGCCACAGGCUUGAAUUCCUCAGCGCGAGCCCUAGCCGCAGCCGGCCUCGCCACAAUGGUCAGUGCGCCGCCCCUGACCCAAGUCCAGCAACAGACCACGGCCCCGCCGGCGCUGAUGACCACCACGCAACGAGUCGCCGCUCCGGCCGCAGCGGCUACCACAACGGCCGACCAGGUGCUGACCACCCAACAAAUCGCUGCCCACGGAUUGACCGGCCAGCUGGCCUCCACGGGCCAGCUCCUUACCGGGCACGGUCUACCCAAACAACUCAUCACCACGCAGAGUCCCGUAGUUGUCGGCCAGGCCGGUGCCCAGGCAGCCGGCGUCCAGCAGCUCAUGGUGACCCAGGCCGUGGUGGGCGGCACGUUGGUCACCAGCCAGGCCGGCAGUCAGGGGACCGCCGCGCAGGUGAAAGCGCCCCCCUCGCCCACAAAUAACACGGCCACGGUGGCGGGUAGCUCAUCAGGUAAAGCAGUUAGCAGUCUGGGCAACACCACGGAGGUGGACGGCAUCAAUCUGGAGGAGAUCAAAGAGUUUGCCAAGGCUUUCAAGAUCCGGCGGUUAUCGUUGGGGUUGACCCAGACCCAAGUGGGGCAAGCGCUCAGCGCCACCGAGGGGCCGGCCUACAGCCAGUCGGCUAUCUGCAGGUUUGAGAAGUUGGACAUCACCCCUAAGAGCGCCCAGAAGAUCAAGCCAGUCCUGGAGCGGUGGAUGCAGGAGGCGGAGGAGAGACACAAAAACGGCUUGAGCCAGCUCUCCGACUACAUCGGCAGUAGUGAGCCAACCAAGAAGCGCAAGCGCCGGACCUCCUUCACCCCGCAGGCCCUGGAGUACCUGAGCGUACAGUUCGACAAGAACACCCACCCGUCGGGCGCUGAGAUGACGGCGAUGUCGGCAGAGAUCAACUACGAACGGGAGGUCAUCCGAGUCUGGUUCUGCAACAAGCGACAGGCGCUCAAGAACACCAUCAAGAAACUGAAGGCCGUCAACGACGCCGGUAGCCCGCAGGAGACGGACACCAGUGAACAAGUGGUCGUCAAGACGGAAGUUACGUAUACCUAGGGUAGUAUGGUAACCCCCCCCCCCAAACCAUUUAAAAGAUUGGUUAUAUCAACACCCAUGUCGAGUUACAUAGCGCUACUUCGCAGAAAAUACCGCACUGACUGUUGCUAUUCUGUGCAUAUUGCAGGGUCACUACAAAUUCAAUAAAAUGUUGUUUUUUUAAAAUUUAUUUGACAUUAUUAAAAUUCUCUCAAUAGCAUUAUCAAAAAAACUCACAAAUCAUGUGUCCUACAAUUUUUAAAAGGAAUUUUUUGUUUGAGACAAAAAUAUUAUUUCUUUAAUGCUCCAGAAAGCACAAGUGUUUCAUUCUUCAUAUUUAUUGAAAAUUAAAAAGAAAUUUGCCACUUAAUAUGAAAAUAUUAAGUCACACUUGCCAAAGUUGCCAUAUUUAUUGUAAAAAAAAUUAGAAAACAACUCCAAGAAUUAAUUCAUUUUGCACCUGAUCUCGGUAGAAACUGAAAACGCGCGUCACCAAACUUGUGAAAUUUGUGCCGAAUCUGGGUAGUUUUUGCUGCAGCCUUUUAUUCACCGUUUCCCUUGUAAAUAUAAUUUUAAUAUUAAAAGCUGUUAAAAACUUUUUAUGCCGUUUAAAGGAAAAUCAUGUCACUGAGUCGACUUAAGUUAAAACCACCCAACCUACACCGUGUUGUAUUUAUUGUGUCUCGAAAAUGGGACGUUUUGAAACAGUAUUAUUAAAAAAACAAAUUUACUGCAUUUGCGCUAUUUUCUUAAACCUCCCUUUGGAAUUAUAUUCCUGUGUAGAUAUUUUACAUUGCGCCUUUCAAAAAUAUUUAUGUUGUUUAUUUAUUGCAAAACGUCCCUCUAAACUUUCCUCGUAAGUAUUUAACGGUUUGCUGAAAGCGAGCAACUCCCGAAGUGUUUUGACUUUUAAGAAAGUAUCCACUUACUGUAAAGAAUUUAUAUUUAUAACGAACGUGUAUUUUUAAGCGAAAUGUAUUUAUUACCGACCUUAUAUUAUUUAAAAUACCAGGGUCAAUAUAAGUGGUUAAUGGUGAACCCUUCAGAAAUAUUCUAAAUCCUCCUUCCAUAAAUUAUUUACCUAUAAAAUUCAGCAUAUUUUCAGUUCGACAUUCAACAUUUACCCAAGUUCAAAUUUGGCCUUACAAAAAAAAACCAAAAUAGUUUCCCAUUUUUUUCUUCCUUUUUCUUACAAACAAUUCGAAAACGACUUUUAACUCUAAGACAUUAUUGAGAUUUUCACGAACAACUCAUUUUCCCCAAUUUUUUUUGUUAUUUCAGAUCUGUUGCUAGGGUGAUGAGAGUUUCUCUUGUAAAUAUGACCAAAAUUUUGUAUCUUCAUUUUUCAUUCUUAUUAUAGUUUAUCCAGUCUUUUUCUUUGGUCCAGACUUUACACCCUUUUACAGUGUUCAAAAUAUUGAAAUCCUAGAAAUAACUUGCGAAGCAUUAUUACUUUCGUCGAUCUACGUUCGUUUAUUAUGCUUUUUACAUAAACUUUCCGUUUUUAAAACUCAAAAAGGUAUCCAUAAAAUUGAUGUUAUAUAAACCAUGUGUAAUGUAUUGCAGGUCAAAAACCUGUGUACAUGUACACGUAGUUAUGGUUGUCGUAUAUAUAUAUAUACGUUUCCAUAGAAAUAUGUAAAUAGUUAACUGCGUAUAUUUAUGACAAUCAAUUGACUUUUCCUUUUGUUUUUGUAAUGAACAUGUACAUGUAUGUCACAAUGUUUUGUGAAGUCUAUUAGACUAGUGUGAAUUGUCUUAGUCUUUGAUCUGAACAUGAAAAUAUAACUGAAAUGAUGUCACAUAAGUGAACAGUGGUAGACUCUUCUGCACAUUGUGAGUGGCAUGAGGAAGUAUGCAAAACUUCACUUGGCCCCGCCUUCAAGGCACUAGGUGAACUCUCAUUGGUUGAUAAAAAAAACACCCUGUCACUGCUGUAUACUAAUGUAUUCAGCUAUUCAUUGAGGGCGGGGCAUAGUGGAACAGCGCUCAUAUAACUUGUUCUCUGAUUGGUCAAUUGAAAGUUUUGCAUUUUAAGAAUUAAAUGCGCAGUUGAGUCAAGCCCAGUUCAGAAAUUGGACACAACGUUUUACAAAACAAUCCCACUAAAGUAUAUUUUUUGGCAAACCGCAUACUUCAAAACAAAUAACGCUUCUGAAAACUCUCUAGUAGUGUGCUGUUUGAACUUCGACCUUUAUCUUGUAAGAUUUAUCCUAAUUGAGGAUACCACUGCCCAACUUCUCAAGCCAGGUAAAAAGGAAGAUUCAUUGCCCAAUUGAUUAAUAAUGCCCAAUUGUUUGUCAGUGUGCCCUUUGAACUUUGACCUUAGGGUAUUGUUAACACGUAAGCCUCUACCCAACUGCAAAGUGUAGAGCUUCCUUCAAUAGCUGAUUUCUUGCCCAACUGAUCACAAGUACCCAAUUUGGAAAGUAUGGAUCACUGUAGAUUGCUGUCUCCCAGUUUCAUGCAAUUGGUUCGACUGCUUCAUAUUGCCCAAUUGAAAAGCAAAGCCCAUUUUGGGAAAUAUCGAUCAUUAUAGUUCACUGCAUCUCUCAAUUCCAUGAAAUCUGUUCGUCGGUCCGUAGUGUGAGUUGUGUAGUUGUUUUUGUACAGUCGUUUUUUCAGUUUCCUAGAUAUUAAAACAAAAGUUGUCAAAUUGAACAUAUGAUUCUAUAUGUUUCAAUGCGGGUUGGUGAAAAUCCGACAAUUGACAACGUUUACUGCAUUUGGUGCUUAGCCGUCGACGUCUUUACUACUAGAAUCUGCUUGAGAUUGUUAAGAUAGAGAACAAUUAGUAGAAAAAGACAUUGUUUAUAAUGUUGUCAUAUUGUCUAUUGUGUCAAAGUAAAUGAUUUUGUUUUCCGUGACAUUGGAUUCGAAUUUGCACAAAGUGGUGCAAUUCAUUUUCAGGGUAAAAGCGUUAGUGAUCAUUUUUCGGGUUAAAGCAUGUAUUUCGGGGCUUUUAAAAUGGUUCUUGACAUUAUAAUCAAAGUAUUAAUUUACCCAGUGACCAUUUUCAAUGAAGCAUACUUUUUCAAUUGAAGUUUUAAAACACGGAUGAUUUUCACGAAAUUUCCAAUUUGAAAUGUGAUUUUUGUACUGUGUGUAUUGAAGAGAUUGAAAUCUUGUACAAAAUUCAAGCCAUAUUUUUUUAAUGUGUUGUUUCGUUUCAAGUCAAAAGCCAAAAAAGUCCAAAUUUGGUCGUUCAAAUAAAAUUAUGUUUCGAGUGAUCAAUACCCAAAAACGUUGCUUUAAUCUGAACUUGAUGCUAAGAUGUACAGAACAUUUUUUGCAAUGAAAGUAUGUUAAUCUGAUGAAAAUGAAAAACUGACGAUCUUCUUGAAACAUUUUCCUUAGAGAAAGGUUGUACUUAAAAAAGGAAAUAUUUUGUAUAAACUGUCUCAGAUGUUUUGUUGUGUCUCACAGUGUAUUAAGGUUGUUAAAAGUGUAUUGUCUUACAGCUUUUCAAGAGGGGCGGGGCUUUGGAAAAGGGGUGUGGUUUUGGAAAGGGUGUGGUUUUGGAAAGGGGUGGGGCUUUGGAAAAGGGGUGUGGUUUUGGAAAGUGGGGCUUUGAAAAAGGGGUUGUGGUUUGGAAAGGGGUUGUGGGUUGGAAAGGGAUGGGGCUUGGAAAGGGGUGCUUUGAAAAGGUGUGGUUUGGAAAGGGGUGGGAAUUUGAAAAGGGGUGUGGUUUGGAAAGGGGUGGGGCUUUUUUGGAAAGGGGUGGGGCUUUUAUGGAGCGGAGAAAAUGGGAAAAGCUCCGCCUUUCCUGUCCACAGCUGUUUCCUUAAAUAUCAACUUUUCCUCGGUAGAUCUUCCAGGUUUAGAUUUUAAAAAUAUCCGCGCCUGUUUUGUAGAUAUGAAGCAGUAGUUGUAUUCGUAACGAAUCUGAUUAGAAAUAAUAUUAAUCUUUUUUUUUUAAUUUAUGGUAACAUGCGCCUGUAAUAUAUGCGCACGAUGUGCAUGUGAAUUGUAUGCACAAGUUUGUAUAGUUCGGUAACUUUACAAAGACUUUUUUGUUUUGUUCUCAUCUUAUUAAUUUUUCCUUCUUGUUAAUUUGUCACCCACCAAGUUUUUUGCAAGUAACAUAUUCUGUAUGUUUAUAUAUUCAGAUGAGAGUACUUUUAUUCAACCUACUCCCCCCAGAUACUUUAUUUAAAAAUAAGGAGUUAAAGGGAGAUGUUAACUGCAGCAUGUAAUGAGCAAAACAAAAUGAAAUCUCCAAAAAAAAAAGAAAUUUAGCCCGCUAAAAAAGCUUCACAAUUGUUUUACUUUUAUCCUUUCAAGACAUCAAACACAAAAAUAGUAGGUAAGAAUUGGUAAAUUUUGUCAGUAUUUGGGUGAACAAAAAAUGAAAACUGUUGCUGAUUUUAUAAUUUUUGGGGUUGCUAUUCAAGCCCCUGUCUGCGUUUUAAGUACACGUUAUAUUCGUGUUAAAGAAGAUGCACAUUUUAAAAAUGAAUGAUGUAAAAAAAAAAAUCUUGACUUUUUUUUUUUUUUUUUUACAAUUGUGUAUAAAUGAUAUUUUAAAAUCAAUGCUAGAAUUGGACCAAUAGUGUAGGCCGUACUUGUACUGUUUCUUGUGACUGGAAAAUUGUGAUCGUGUUGUUGAAUUUGUCCUUUUAAGAAAAAAAGCUAAAAUGUUAAAAAUAUGUGUCACUGUCGUCAUAGUAGAAUCAUGCAUUGUUGUACAAAAAAAAUGGAACCUUUUAAAUAAGGUGUGAGUUAUACACUGUAUUAAUGAUGUCACAUGGGUACAUUUGAAGCGCCCUCUAGGUUUAAACACUGGCAGGCAUUUUUGUACAUUUGUGGAUUUAUUUAUUAAUUCCCAUAGCAAAAAUGUUUCAGUUUUUGGGAAAUCUAAUGCAGCCGGGUUGAAUAGACUUAAGAUAUUCAUCAAAUGGUCUCCAGUUCGAAUCCUGUUUUGGUCACUUUUUUUUGCAAAGGUCAUUUAUGUCGAUAGACUGAAGACUUGAACCUGUGUCUUCAGGAACUUAGUCCAAUAACUCACCGUUAAACAACUUUGAACUUUACAUGAAAGUGCGACAGCUAACCUUAUUUAUUUAUUUUUGUUCCAAAAAUUACAAAUAUUUGGAGUGAAUAUGACAUUAAAACACAGUAGCUAUUUUCGUAACGUUAAGGAAUUGUGUCAAGUGCAACUAAAGAAAAAUUACCAUUUUUUUUUUCUUUUUCCGUCAGUAUUUUAGAUUUGAAGACAGGGCCUUUCUAGUUUACAUUAAUGAAAUACAAAAUGUUAAGUUAGCAAAAACGUCAAUCGCGAAAUGCUAUGAAGGGUUAUGGGUGCAUUUAAAAUUUUGAGGAAAAGUAGGAAUUUUGUCCAAGAAGUGAUGUAAAUGCCAUCUGCCUUGCCAACUAAAAUAAUUGAAAAUAACCCCAGUGAAAUGUAUGUAAGCUGGGGCCUUUUUAAGUGCAAAAGUCUUAAGCAACAAUCAAAGAUUAUUGUUGUGUAACAGCUGUAAGAAGAAAAAGGGGGGCAAAAUGGGGUAUUAAAAGAGUAAAUCAUGACAAAACUAGAUUGCGUUAAACUUUAAUUGAUCAUUGUUCAUUCUAUAACAGUGUAAAAAAACAAAAUUGGAGCGCUUUUCCAUACAAACUAUUUGUGAGUUGUCUUGUGAAUGUUAAAACUGUAAUUUAUCGUAAACGAUGAUUAGGUAAUUAUACAGCCACUGUAAUGUAAAUAUUCAAUGUGAUAAUUUUAAUAAAAUGUGCAAAAAAUUGAAGAAAACAAAA